Messenger RNA from Rotaria socialis, 627 nucleotides. NCBI's taxonomy places the organism in Eukaryota, Metazoa, Rotifera, Eurotatoria, Philodinida, Philodinidae. The record is from the annotation of a GenBank genome assembly.
AUGCUUCGAGUUACAAUCGUUUGUUUAAUUGCUCUAGCUUUGCAGAUAUCUGCAUUGCCUGAAUUUAUUGAAAAUCUUGAUCGCGAUUUAGCAUCCCUACCGGAAAAAUAUAAACAUUUGGCCCACGAAAUUAAUACAAAACGCGCCGCUAAUCCGGAUAAAGAUACCCAUGGAUAUUGUUGUACCAAUUGGCAACAUAUUAACAAGGACGAAGUAUUCUCUAAACUAGAAACUUCAUUAGUACCAGAAACACAUACCGUUGUAGUUGGUUAUCAGGAUUGCCAUGGAAAUAAGAAUCCAACUCGUCCACCAAUUCCGAUUCCAACUGCAACAGAUCGUCCGAUUAACACAGGAGGUCAAGUAACACCUUCAACCGGUGGCGGUUCAGCUUCGACAGCAUCCGGAUGUAUGUGGAAACCAAUUUAUAACACCGAAACAUUCAUGGUAACUCAACAUACAGUUGUAACAUAUCUCGUACCAAAUUCCCAAACAUCCUGUGCUCCUGAAGAUUAUAAAUGCUGUCCAAAUUAUGUUUUACUUAACAAUAAUUGUGUUGACCAAUCAGUUGUGGCUAAUCUUGAAUUUCUUAUGGGACUUGGUUUGAUUGGUAAUAUUGGAAAGAAAUAA